CAGACAUUUGCGACACAAGUGAAGGAGCUUCAGUCAGUGAUGUUUGAUGAGAAUUUGUCAGUGAUGCGCCAUGAAGAAACAUUUCUGAAGAGAUUUAAGGCACCCAUCACCUCCUGUCAUUUCCCCCAGCAACCGCUGAAUGAGACUCAUCUUUAGCUGACGCCCUUUGACUUUUUCAGUCUUAAAAUGGCAUUAGUCCACAUUAAGCGGGAGGCCAAUUAACUUAAGGCCUCCUCUGCCAAGUCAUUACGGUUUUAUACGAUUUGUGUGCAAUUCCUGAUCGUAAACUUUAAUGGAAAUGGUAUGCCCUUAGCAUGAGACGAGACGGAGGAGUUCGCAUUAAAAACCCAAAUGAUGGACAGAUUGUUUUCUGAGCAGCUCGAAGGCUGUUUGACUGCAUCCUCCUGGUGCUGAGGAGGAUUUCCGCAGCAUCUUUUCUUUGUGCCGAGUUGCUCCAACCUCGGGAGAGUCACACUGAACAUAUAAGUGCCCAAUCUUCUAAUGUAACCCCCGCGCUUCAAUACAGUUGAAGGUGUUUGCAGGCGGGACAAGGGUUGAACAUUACCUCACUCUGAAUGCUUUCUGGGGGGGGGGGGGGGGGGGGGGAGAAACGAGCGAGUAAUUAGCUGAUUAGAGGCCCGUCGGAGCAGCUCCGCUUCCAGCCAAUCCCGGCUCACUCCGGCCCCUUGAGGUGGAGAGGGGCGGCUGGCGGAGAGUCGCAUACCUUUGUAGUUUUAAUGGUGCAGAGCGAUAUGUAUGAGGUGCGCUUAAGAAGAAAGGAUGACUGGUUGCAAGCGCCAUAAAACAGCCUUGAAAUUGUGAUAACUCGUUAAUGAAUGUUGUUGUUUUUUUUUUUUCCCCUGCUCGCUCUCAGACUAAUUUUAUGAAAACGUCUCACUGAAGAGGCUUCACUGUCUGCGUGCUGACGCACGGCACAGGUGCGCACCUCCUCAGCUUGUUUUCGUCAAAAAGGCUUCAAAGUUUCAUCACUCCUUUAGGACGAUAUGGAAAAGUCCCAAAACUUCAGAAUCGACGCCCUCCUCGCCGAUGAGACUAACCGUGGCGGUCGAAACGUUUCCCCGAGCCUGAGCAGCGACAGCCCCGGGGGCAGCCCGGUCUCCUGCCACCGCGCCGACACCCCAUCCCCGCGGGGCGCUCACCUUCAGACGGGAAUAAUCCCCAAACCGAGCGUCCUAAGUUUCCCGCACCCAGGCCUGGCUUCUCUGACGCCGGGCGCCAUUCCCGGUAUGUACCCGGCACCGAUGUAUCCACUGAGCGCUCUGGGAGGGCAGCACCCAGCUUUCGCUUACACCGGCUUCACGCAGCUGACACACGGCUACCCGGAGCACCUGAAGGCGGCUGCCAUGGCCGGAUCACUGCCCCUGGAACACUGGAUCCGAGCCGGGAUCAUGAUGCCGCGGAUGCCGGAUUACACCUGUAAGUAUGAGCAAAUGAGAUUAACAGGCCCUCAGUCCGGCCUGUUGGGGAAAUGUCGCAGGCCUCGUACGGCCUUCACCAGUCAGCAGCUCCUGGAGCUGGAAAACCAGUUCAAACUAAACAAGUACUUGUCCAGACCCAAGCGCUUUGAGGUGGCCACGUCCCUGAUGCUGACCGAGACGCAGGUCAAGAUUUGGUUUCAGAACCGGAGGAUGAAGUGGAAGCGCAGCAGGAAAGCCAAGGAGCAGGCAUCCGCCUCCAGCAAGGCGGAGGGGGAGCAGCUCAGAAGUGGAGGAAAAAUAGCCAGCGCCAAAACAGACGAGGCCAGACGGGGUUUAAAUGUGGACGGCAGACGGGCAGAUUACGGGUUGGAGGACAGAGAGGACGGUGAGGAAGACGAUGAGGUAGACGAAGAGGAAGAAGAAGAGGACGAGGAGGAGGAGGACGGAAGCCAGCAUGGGUAUCGCAUCACUGUGAGCAACAAAGUUGAAAUAUCACGGUCCACAGACUUCUUGCAGCACAGCAACAAGCUCGGGUACGAUCCCCUCAGCCCGUUCUCUGAUGAUGAGCUGGAGGGGGUUCAGGUAGGAGGAGGAGGAGGAGGAGACCGGAAGAUUGGGGCAGGACUGUGAGGAGACCCCAGGAAGACCCUGAAUGUUACAGAGAUUUUACCAGGAAAACUGCUCAAAAAGCAGCUGUUUGUGUUUACUCUAAAAGACAGCUUCCAAAUCUGAAAAUGUGUCUGUUUUCAUUUCCAUCAAAAAAGGUUUUUUUUUUUGUUUGUUUGUUUUUUUAAGAAAAAAACCCCCACUAAUAAUUAACACAGCACAUUCUGGACAAAUUAGUAUCUGAAUAAAAUCACUUUAUGUACUGUAAACCUUGUAGCAUGUGAAAAAAUGAGAUUUAUCAUCCUGCAGAUCUGUCACUUAUUAUUUGUCAAAAUCCUGUUUGUUCCACCUGCUGACAGCUGGCGCUCAACCCUGCACACACACUUUCUGUAAAUGAAAGAUGUAAAGACAGUCUGAGGACAAACAGCUUGUGCUCCAUUCAGGAGUCACGAAGGUAAACAGGUUGCAUGGUACUCAUCACGUGUUGCAUUGUUUUAAUGUAAAUAUCACCGUUUGUCUGUCAUUUCUAACGUUGAUGAAUCCGUUCCUGUCACUGACAUGGAAGCGAAUGACUUUAAUUUAUUUGAAUGAUUGCAAAGAUUAAUUAGAGUCGUAUUUAUGUCUAACUUGUCUGUGGUACAACUGUGAAAUAAAAAAGCGAACGCAA
Messenger RNA from Xiphophorus couchianus (Monterrey platyfish), 2712 nucleotides. It is a transcript of the gene mnx2b, whose product is annotated as motor neuron and pancreas homeobox 2b. The coding region runs from base 1005 to 2069 and encodes 354 amino acids. Gene Ontology annotation, molecular function: sequence-specific double-stranded DNA binding; DNA-binding transcription factor activity, RNA polymerase II-specific. Lineage: Eukaryota; Metazoa; Chordata; Actinopteri; Cyprinodontiformes; Poeciliidae. Gene Ontology annotation, biological process: central nervous system development; spinal cord motor neuron cell fate specification; neuron projection morphogenesis. The transcript has 4 exons. Gene Ontology annotation, cellular component: nucleus. The record is from RefSeq and is a predicted model, not a curated record.